AUGAUUAAUGAUUGAACAUUUCAGGAAUCCAGUGCCAAAGUUGCCAACUUACCUGAAAAAGAAAAACAGAAACAUACUAAAAAGAAAAACAUCUGCUACAGUAGUUGUGCUCGGCUCCUUGGUUUGAAUGAAGAUAUUGAGGAUGGUUCUAAAGACCCUGCCGCAUCCAGAGGAGCGUAUGUGUCUCUCCUUUAUUUGCGCCAUCUCCGGAUCAGAGAGCUAAAGCGUACCUGUUUGAGCAUGCUGAACUAUCUGCGCUCUGUGGAGAAAAGGCUGGCUGUGGAUACUGCAGGACUUCAGGUGUUGGGGGGUGUACAGGAGAGUAGUGUGGAGGAAAGCACCUGGAUGAGUGCAGCUCGAGGAGGCCGUGGGUCUGCAGGAGGCCUUGGUUCACAUCACUACAUCUAUGACACCCCUGCUGACUACAAGGUACAUUGCACAGAGUUCAUGGAGUUCCCUGAGGUGGAGAAUCUCAGUGAUUACUACAGCACUGAGGGUCAAUAUAUCCACGUCCAGGAUCAAAGGGGCCUUUACAUUGUGUAUGACACUGCUCUAAUGGACCUAAAGGAGCUUGAAAACACAAUGCUGCUUAUAGCAUCACAUUACAUCAGCAGAUGCAGAGAGAAUUCCAGUAGAGAACUAAAAUCUGAACAGGACGUGGAUCGAGUGGCUGUUCUGCUGGACAUCUGGACAUGUGAGACUGCAUUCCUGGAGCAUAAAAUAGAGCUCUUGAAUUGCUACUUUGAAGCUUACCACCACAUCAUAGACCCAGAAGAGCGAUUUAGUUUGGCUCAAGUAAUUACAGAUAUAAUGCACAGAAGACCUCGUCUGAAUUUGGAAACAGAGUAUUUUGUUCAAGCCUACAGGCAGGAGGUGGCCUGUCUGCAGAGCCACCAGCAACUUAUCAAACUAGUUCUAAAUUCUCAGAUUGAUAAGCAGCGUGAGUACCUUGACCGGAUAUGGAGAGGGGAGAGGAGGAGCUGUCCAAAUGAAUAUGGCUUUCCUUUAAGUUUUGUCCCGAAACAACUGGUGUCAGUAGGUGGAAGUAGCCCAGCCCUGAAGAAUGUGUAUCUGCUAGAGCUACACCCAUCCCUGUGCCUGGCAUCUGCAGUGUACUCUGCUCUGGAGCAGGCCCAUGCUGACCUGUGUCAUCUGUAUGGGGUCAGGAAUGUCUCACAGAGAACUGGGCUGGAGCACAGGAUCCUGAAGCAAGCUCUGAUCCACUGGCCCACCAUGGCCACUCCUGGUGCCUCGUACAGCCCACAGAUCCAGAGAGAUUUGUUUUCAGAUGUGUUAAUUGAGGACCCAACCCUGGUCCGAGAAAUCGGCCUCUCUGUUUUGAAGUCAGCAGAGGAGCAGGAGCGGAAACAGGGAAGAGAGAAACAGAUUCUGGCAGUUGAAACAUUUUCCAAACUUCUAGAGCUUGUCACUCUUCGCCACCGCAUUAUUGAAUCAGCUUCAGAGACGGCGCACCUGUCACAAUUAUACAAAUCACUUACUGAGAAGAUGGGUUUUGAUGAAUUCCAUCUUUAUAUGCGGCCAGUGCAGUUUGAAUUUGCAGGGAAAAAAGAGAUCCCCAAACAGCUCCCUCUGUUUAUCACAGCUCUACUUCAGGACAGCAGUUGUGUUGAUAGGUACUGCCCACCUGGCCUUCCUCUCGGCAUUCAGGAGCUUGAUGAAAACCACAUAGGAAAGUUCAGUUUCCGGACUGAAGAUGCUGUGAUAAAUCUCAUGAACCAGUCUAAUUUAGAGAGUCUGCAAGUAGUGUUGGCCUGCCAGAUCACUCAGAAGAAUGCUGUGCUUGGAGCACUGAAGCAGACCUCCGUGAGCUUUUGGGCAGAGUAUUCAAACAAAUCUCCAAAAGCUGCGGAGUGUUUGACUCUGAGGGCAUCAAGAGGCGACUCGUGUGCUCGAGACAGGCUUGCAGGUGCCUUUGUGUCCAUCCAGCUAGAGAAGACCCAUCUUCGGGAUGAAAUGCUGAACUCGUUUGUAAAGAAGAAAGAGCUAAUGAGUACUCUGAUGUCAAAUCCAGAAGAAGUAUUCAAAAUCAAGAGGAAAAUGAUUACUGAAUUCUGUCAGAAAUUCAGUCUGGUGAUGUCUCAGUGUUGUGUGAGGAGCCAGAUUAUUGCCCUUUGCUACAGUCUGACUUCACUGCUGGAUCAGCUUCCUGAUAUUAGCCAGACACACUUUGUCAUUGGAGAAGCCGGUGAGAUCCAGAAAGGUGCAGACGAGGAGAAGGGUUUUCAGCAUGAUCCCAGGACAUUUCAGGUUCGUCCCAGGCAGCUUUUGUCAGCAGAUGGAAAGACUCUCCUAAACCUGUGGUUUAUUCCCCAUUACACUGAGGUGCUCUUUAUGUUCAAAACACUGGAGGAGAAGGCAUGUUGUCAAGCUCUUCAGCACACCCUGAUGAUUGUGUCAGCUCUUCAUGACAUAGUAUUUUACCUGGUGAGCCUUGCUUCCCUGGGGAAUCCAAAAAGAUCUCUCGACUCCAGUGAUGAACUUAAGCUCACUGCAGAUUGGGGAGGAUCAGAGAGCAUCAGGGCUGAGCUGUGGGACAUUCAGCAGCAGGUGGACUCUCUGUCUGAGCCGAACAGUCCAGAGGUUGUGGGACGAUAUCUUCAGCUGCGCAGGGAGGUGCUGUUUCUGCGCUUUGAUGUGGCAGUACGCUGCACGAUUCGAGAGGCUUUUCUUUCCUCUGGAGUCAUAAGUGCUUAUCAGAGUGUGAGUGACAACAUGAGCCAUGCCCUUUCUGUCCUGAGUGACAGCCUGAAACCAAGUGACUCUCAGCUUCCUCUGCCUCAACCCCUGGAUUCCUGUAGCCCAGAGAGUCAAAGAAUCUUUCCAUGGAGAUCAUUUCUUGCUUGCCAUGGGUUGCACCCUUUGGAACCCAUAUUGGAUAUUCUACCUAUUGAAUUCACUAUGCAGCUCUGCCUGUCUGGCCUGAAUGACCGCAGCAGGAUGGAGGCUAAUGGAGCAAUGCUGGGCGUUUCUCUGUGUCUUGAUGAUAUGCUGAGAAGUGACAGAGAUGCAGCUCCUCUGCAGCUUCAGGGUCAAGCAGACUCUGACAUCACUGUGGAGAAUGAUAAUGAACUCUUGCACUCUACAGAGGAUGUGGAAAGUGUGAGCAGAAAGCCAAAGGAGAUUAUGCCUAAAGCCCACAAUCCCAUUCAGGCCCUCACCCAGCAGAAAGGCUUCUUAUUGCUCUGGAAACAACUGGAAGUCUUCAAAGACAGCUGGGCACGACAGCAGCUAGGAGUAGAGCAAAUAACUUCUGUAGCACUCUUCAACCAGUUUUCCCUUAUUUACAGAACUGAGAUUUAUUAUCCCAGUAUGCAAGCUCUGGCUCAGCAGAUGGAGAAGGAGCAGGAAUAUGAGACUCUGCUGUUGCACAACCAGUCCUUCCAAGCCCCCCCAGGAGCUACGGAGGUUGACGUCAAGACAUGGCAGCUGCUCAGUCUGUUGGAGAGCACAGAAUGUGACAUGGUCAGAGCGGUUCAGAGGAGGAUUAACAAGGAGUUGACUCUGGUGAUGUCAGAGCGAGCUCGGCAUGAUACGGCCCUCCCCGCAGAGCUGUGGAAAAAAGACUCCAUGAAGCACUGCUUUUCUCUUGAGAGGCCACAGAUAGUGGAGAACUUUGUGCAGCAGUUGAUGGAUGGAGGAAAAGAAAGAGAAGGCGAGGUGGUGUUCUCCAUGGCCCAUCUGCAGAAGUGCGUGUCUGAGCUAGGUUCUGCUGUGAUGUCCCGUGAGUGUAGCAGCUUUCUGCUUUACUCUCAGUUCUAUGAGCAGCUCCUUCAACAGCAGGGUCAGCUGCUCUAUCAGAGAGAGCAGGAUGUGAAAGAUCUUGAAGCUGCACAUCUACAAGCAAAUGAUCCCUACUGUAAGGCAGCAGAGCUGUGCCGUAGCGUGAUGGCUGAGGUCAUAACCCUGCGUGCCCGUGUUACUCAGCUGGAGGAGGAGCAAAAAUGUGUCCGGCAGCAGAUCAACCUUGAAUACAGGAAGCGAUAUGACUCACUGCUUCAUCAGCUCUUCUCAACCUGCAUUCAGCAGAAGGCCAGGCUUGACAAAUAUCAUGUCAGAAUGGAUCAUGAUGUGAAGCAGCUGGUCAGCACAGUUAGACGUGAAGGAGUGGACAAGAUCAUUAAGCUGAGAAACAAGCUUUCCAUCACUAAAGACGGCGACAGUGUGAAUAGCAAACUUUCUGAGAAAGAGAUUUUAGAGGAUCUCUAUUUAGAAAAUAGUCAACUAUCUGGACUGCUCUAUAAAUUAAGGGUCUUCCACCGCUGGAGGCAGGUGGUAGGACAGGCCAAGCUACAAAGAGAGCUACUUCAAUGCCAACAGAGUGAGAUAUCUUGUAAACUGGAAGCUUUGGCAGUGAAGAUGACCUCACAGGAAGGAGAGAUGAUCAUAAAGCAGGAGCUUGAAGCAGUAAAGGCAGCUAUGAUGCAGUGCAAAACUGAGUAUGAACACACAAAGCAACAAAUUGUAAAGCAGACCCAGCAACUACAGGACGUGAAGCACCGCUCAGUGCAGGAGGUGCGGAGUCAACAGGAGCUGGAGAGUUUUCGCAUGCAGAGUGUAGAGCAACUGCAGGAGGACAUGGAGCAGAGAGACACUCAGAUCAGAGCUCUCAGUGCACAGCUGGAGAAGACCAGCAGAGAGAGUGAGCUCCAGCAACAUCACAGUCACAAACAGAUUAAAAAGGUGCAGAACCAGCUUAACCAUGAGCGCAGUCUUAAACUGGAGGCAUUUCAGAGAGUGGAUAAACUACAGCACCAGAUCCACAGCAUGGAGACAGCACUGUCUAAGCAUGUUUCUAACUCAGGAUGUAAGACUGCCUCCUCGAGCAGAGCCAGUGACAGAAAAAAAUCUGCAGUUGUUAAUGGCUUUACAGACAGCACAUCUGAAGACACUGACACUGAGACUGCACUUAGACCAAAGACAGCUUCAAGAGACUCUGGAACACUGCUUGAGAGACCAAAAACAGCCCCACGACGCCUUCGUACAGAGAUUGCAGAAAUGUUACCGAGCCUACCAGACAGAACAGCAUCACCUAAUCCUUAUAGAACACACCAACACCUAAGACUGGGUCACAAAUAA
Messenger RNA from Astyanax mexicanus (Mexican tetra), 5097 nucleotides. It is a transcript of the gene ccdc162, whose product is annotated as chromosome unknown C6orf183 homolog. NCBI's taxonomy places the organism in Eukaryota, Metazoa, Chordata, Actinopteri, Characiformes, Acestrorhamphidae. Bases 241 to 5097 code for a protein of 1618 amino acids. The transcript is spliced from 36 exons. The record is from RefSeq and is a predicted model, not a curated record.